Molecule: messenger RNA, 2655 nt
Organism: Penicillium taxi
Lineage: Eukaryota; Fungi; Ascomycota; Eurotiomycetes; Eurotiales; Aspergillaceae
Product: exocyst subunit SEC10
Exons: 2
Coding region: 1-2655 (884 amino acids)
Biological process (GO): exocytosis; Golgi to plasma membrane transport
Cellular component (GO): exocyst; cytoplasm
Source: RefSeq, a predicted model, not a curated record
AUGAUGUCCGACAAUGCCUCCAUAGUGUCCUCCAACCCCUCCCGAUCCGUCUUCCCCAAAGGUCCUAGCUUCACACUUGAGGACUUCUCCAGUCGAGACUUCAUCGUCAAGGAAUUCAUUGAGGCGCUCUCUGACACAGCCAUAUCAUCACGCCGCUCAGCAGUGGGAACCACUGGAGCUGCGAACCAACCCUUCGAUCCGAAACCCCUCAUUCGUACCUUUGAACAUGCACAACAGCGUCUGGGUGAGCUAUCAGGAGAUCUAGAAAUUCGCGAAAAUGAAUUGUCCGCCGCUGUCCGACGGGCAGAAGCCCAGCAUUCCCAGAACCUCACCACACUUGGUCGAAAACUACGACAAACCAUCGAGUCUUUUCAGCAGCUCGACACAUCUCUCAAUGGCGGCAACCUGGAGAACUGCGGGGCUACUGGGAUUACUGGAGGCACUGGAACUAUGGCAGUGGAAACGGGAAGGAGAUUAGAGGAACUGGAUCGACAACGCCGUCGCGCUUUAGAUGCCCACUUUCUGCUGGAAUGCUGGGACGGGGUCAGUAAUCGCGGGGAAAUCUCAUUGCUGGAGAACUUGCGGCGAUCUGGAACAGCAGAGGCCAAGGUCCGGUCUGCGCAUAUUGCGCGGCAGUUGCUCCGGAUCAGUCAACGACUUGAUCCUCAGAGCUGGCAGAGUUCGUCCGGUAAUGGCAAUUACAGCAAUGCAUCAUCAUCUGAAGACUUGAACGUGCACCAGCUGCCACAUAGAAAUACGCGAGAGAUCAUUGAGAAAUUCUCGGAGACGUUAGAGAAGGAUCUCUUGAAACAAUUUGAUGAAUUCUAUCGCAAGGCCAACUUUGAGGGAAUGAAAGACUGUGCGACUGUGUUACAAGACUUUAAUGGAGGCGCCAGUGUAACUGCGCUGUUUGUCAAUCAGCACCAGUUCUUCAUCGACCGGAGUCAACUAAUGACCGAGGAGGUUGGUGGGGAUGCAGAGUCAUGGGAGAAGAUGGCCGACCCUGAUGCUGAGCUACCCGGUGUAGAACCAAGCCUUCAAUCAUUACUCGAUGAGGUCAAGGUAGUGGUACAGGAAGAGUCGGCGAUUAUCCGACGUGCAUUCCCAUACUACGAACAAGUCCUAGGGAAGUUUCUGCAGAGAGUUUUCCAGCAGUCCAUCCAGCAGCGACUCGAGAUGGUAUUAGAAAAGGCCAGCGGUGUUUCAUCCCUGGCCUUUCUUCGAUGUCUACAGAGUUCCCGGGGCUAUAUCAUUACAUUGAUCGACGAUUUGAAAGCCCAUGGGUUGACGGAGCACCCGGACGCUGUUUCAUCACAGACGGCACUCAUGUUGGACCAACAACUGGAGGAACUGUUUGUCCCCUACUUUGUCGGGUCAUCCUACAGUGAACGAGAGAAGCGUACAUUAGAAGAGCUCUUUAAUGCGCUGCUAUUUAAAUUUACAAGCGCUCAAGCCCGUCGCAAGAAGGCUGGAACUACUUUCAUGGCCUCCCUCUCGCGACCAGGGACAGAAUCACUAUCUACCACUCGCGAUACAUUUAUAAGUCGCCUAGAGUCGCCUGAUAUGUCCCCCAUUCAGAGGAGAACGCUUCUCCAGGUGGCUAAAUUGGGGGAUGUUCCAGAGACCGUACGACUCACCGAGAUCAAACUCACUGACGAGGAUGGCCAGCCCAACCUGAGCGAUGCCAAGCGCAUGCUCAGGUGGCUUGCAGAGGCUGUGGGUCGAGGGCUGGAACUCAGUGUGAACAACGACACCCAUAAAGACGUUUCAGCUCUGCUGACCCUCCUCCUGGUUACGAUGGAUGAUGGAUACGUAGAUGUUUGCCUUGACGCUGCCCUGGAGGCGGCCACCCAGCAAGAGUCGGGCAAGAACGAACCGGACUUUGGCUACCUGCUGUCAGUCCGGACCACGAUCAGCAUCACCACGUUGAUGGUGAUGUGCGUGGAUGCGGUACUGCUACCCUUAGCUACCAGCAGCAUCACUACCCGGCGUGACAUGGAAAAACGCACCUCUCAAACUACAUCCCGAAUCGAAGAAAAGAUCAACACCAUCGAGCAAAAGACUAUUGACGGAACUCUCGCUUGGAUCAGUCGUUUACUGUCGGGGCAGAAGAAGAACGAUUUCCGACCCCGUGAAACAGACAACGCCACCUGGUUGGAGAUGCUGCAAACACCGACGUGCGCCUCGAUCUGUGUGUUCCUUACUCGACUGCAUAACAUGGCACGCACCUCUUUACCGUCAAGCGGCUCAAACACCCGUCAAUUUCUCACCGAGAUUGCAAUGGGGACGCGUGGAUUACUCCUAGAGCAUUUCAAGCGAUUUGCUAUUAGCGGGCCUGGCGGUCUGAUGGUGACCAAGGACAUGACUCAAUACGCCGAUCUGUUAAAGUCAUGGAACAUAGAUGACGAAACCAAGGGGCCUGGUGGCGCGCUGGACGUGUUGCUAGAGGUUGGUAGUCUCUUUGUCAUUGGCGCCGAGGCUCUUCGUGAACGUAUCCGAGGUGGCGCCGCCAGCGGAACAACGGGUGAACCUGGUGGUUCUAGUCGCGGGGCUGGACAGGAAGCCAAACUCAGUGUGCAGGAAGUACGGGCGUAUGUCUCUAAACGAGAGGAUUCCAACACGUUAGCCAUGCAGCAGGUUCUCAACGCCCUGUAA